Nomia melanderi (Alkali bee) is the source of this 4373-nucleotide messenger RNA. Its product is annotated as DENN domain-containing protein 1A. Lineage: Eukaryota; Metazoa; Arthropoda; Insecta; Hymenoptera; Halictidae. Gene Ontology annotation, molecular function: phosphatidylinositol phosphate binding; guanyl-nucleotide exchange factor activity. Gene Ontology annotation, cellular component: cytosol; intracellular membrane-bounded organelle. The record is from RefSeq and is a predicted model, not a curated record. Gene Ontology annotation, biological process: endocytic recycling; endocytosis.
UACUUGUGUUCCACUCACGAGGAAAAGGAACUUCCAAACCCACGUUGCUUACUUCUUAUUUAGCCGCGUUUACAAAUACAAAUUAUUCACUCGGCAAAAAAAAUUAAAAGAAGAGAAUAAUAAAGUGACAUUUUAAUAAAAAUAAUGACGAUUAUGUGGUGUAUCGGUUUAAGAAUGAAAUUCGACGAAACUAUUCUGAAUUCUUAAAAAUAUAAGCGGUACGGUAUAUCCGUUAAGCCGUACUUUCAACGGCGUGUCGUUGAUACAUUUUAAAAUUUCGAGAUUAUCAAACAAUGUGUGUCUGGUAGGCGUGAUUUUCGAUACUAACUGCUGUUACUAUAGUCGGUUGAAUUGAUGGCUGUUACAGUGUUUAGUGGUUCUAUUUUAUAAAGUAAAAGGAAUAAAAACUGGAUCGCAGUCUCAAAUGGUAGCGAACUGAACGAUACGGUUAAAAUUGACAUGAAUGGAAGGCGUUACUGUCAUGUAAUGCGUACAUACAAUGACGUAUAGACGUCAAGCACACGCUAAAUACUUAUUUUUUUCCUACUAUUAUCAUGGGUUCCAGAUUGAGGGACAAAGUGCAUCAUCUCUUCGAAUGUUUUUGUGAGGUAGCAGCACCGCUGGGAGAAAAACCGCCUUGGAUACUCCAAAAAUAUCCUAGUUCUUUCUCGGAUGAAGAAAUACUUAAGUCAGUCCCUAAAUUUGCGUAUCCCUGUGAGAUAGAGAACUUGGUAGUGCAACAUUUUUCAUUUGUACUCACUAGCAUCGAUUCGAAAUGGACAUUUGGAUUCUGUCGACACGAUCCCAAGACGGACACUGGUUUAGUAAUUUUAAGUGCAUUACCGUGGCACGAAAUAUUUUACAAGCUUUUAAACAAGAUCGCAACAUUAAUUCAGAGUAGCGACAAUGGAGAAGAUCUUUGGAAUUUUCUAGAAAGCGUGUACAACAGUACAGUUCCCAUUCCUGGUAGCUCUGUAACUGUACCUGUACCAAAUUCAAAAGUGAACUUUAUUUAUCAAAGUCCCAAGCAGUUUCAACUACCGAGUAUACCAGAAAAUAGAAAUUUAACGGAAUAUUACAGUGCCGUCGAUGCUCAAAACAUGAUGAUAGUAUUCGCUUCCAUGCUGUACGAACGACGAAUCAUUUUCACUUCGAAACGUCUUUCGAGAUUAAGUGCUUGCGUCCAAGCAUGUAACGCAUUAAUUUAUCCAAUGAUUUGGCAACACAUAUAUAUUCCAGUGUUGCCGUUAUCUUUAAUAGAUUAUUUAUUAGCACCGAUGCCAUUUUUAAUUGGUGUACCAAUCCCAACGCUCCAGAGAGUACGGAAGAGUGACUUGGGAGAAGUAGUUAUAUUGGAUGCCGAUAACAAUACUAUAGAAACCCCGUUCGAAGAUUUAGAGUCUUUACCUCAGGACGUAGUAACAAAUUUAAAAAAGGCAUUGCGUAAUAGAGCCGCGCUACUCGGAGACGGUGUGUCCAGGGCAUUUUUACGAGCAUUGGUGCAAUUGACCGCCGGAUACAGGGACGCGUUAACUUUAGAGCAAGGACAGUGUAUUACUUUUAACCAAAACGCAUUUGUAGAAAGUAGACCAUCUUCCAUGCAACCUUUUUUACGAAAAAUGUUGGAAUUGCAAAUAUUUCAACAGUUUAUAGAAGAAAGACUGAACAUGCUUAAUUCAGGGCUUGGCUUCUCGGAUGAAUUCGAAAUGGAAGCUUGUAGCUAUUCUGCCAAAUCUAGCAGUAAAUUUAUGCAACAGUAUCGAGAAUGGACGUAUGCCAUGCGGAAAGAAAGUUCCGCGUUUUUCCGCAGCGUAAAGGAUAAGGCCAAUCCUGCAGUAAAGUAUGCAGUUAAAUCGGUUAAAGACAAAGGAAAGGAUAUGAAGACAGCUUACAAAGGACUAAAAUGGAAAGGUCGGUCGAACAGAAGUGAAACAAGUUGGAGAUUUCACCAACCGAGAUCCGCGCCUAGUUCCCCUACGUCGGAUAGAAGGCCUAUUGACUUUACAUCGCCGCCAAAAUCACCGAACGGUUUCACCGCCACCACUAGCUAUCGGAAGGACCUUCGAUUACGUAACAGUAAUUUCGCCGAUUCCAGAAAACAAUAUUCGCCGUUGAGCCCCAGUUCGCCGGAAGAAUCCGAUUCGCCGCCGGAACGAGUGAAUAUUGACCUCAUGCAGGAACUUCGUCAUGUAAUAUUUCCAAAUAUACCCCCUGUCGAUAGAACAUUGAAGCCAGUACGCAGUUUAGACAGUUUGAGACCUGCAUGGAGUGGGCAUAUGCGGCACGGUCCUCCGCCUAGUACAAAUGUUGCAAAACCAAUCAUCACCUUCUCCACGAAAACUCCGUUUCAUCACGCCCCGUAUUCCGCCCUAAUUAAAUCGGCCGAUCGGUCGAAUACCUUGUUGAACACGAACGAUACGUUGAUUAGCAAUAGCGAACCACCCGGUGUAAGUAGAUCGUUACCAUCGAACUCGUCGAUCGCGAAGUCCGGCAACACCGUCGACGGUAAAACCGAGAAAAUCCCUGUCUUGUCUGUUCUGCCAAAGAGCGCGGAGAAUGCGCAGAGUCGUUUCGUGCAGGACACUGCGAAACACAAUUACGAUACGCCUUUGCACCCGGAGAACACGGAUGCGAACCGGUAUAAGAAUAACUUAAGGGGUUGCUCGAAGAACGUUAAACUUUACACCGACGACAUUCGCGUGAGUUACCAUUCGGGCAUAGAGAAACCAAACAGAUCCGAUUCCCGUUCGAAACCUUCGGAAUCCACUUUCUACUUGAAAGACACCGAUCCGUUCGACACGAGCAAAGUGUUCACACCUUCCUUCUUGCAACCAACAGCAAUUUUCCAAACCGCAAAUGCGUCACUGUCUGUUAAUUCGAACAUUUCAUCCUAUGCAUUCAAUAGCACACCCUGCUCUGCACAUCCAAAGGACUCCUCCGAAGUGCCAGACUUAAUUAGAUUAGACUCGACGGCGAGCAGCGACGAUUUCGAUCCGCUGCUGUCCAAGUCUGCGGAAUUUCCGAGUUCGAAGCAGAUGACGCAGUCGUUGCACGCGCCAGAGAUGGGCGAAGGGCUGAGCAACCCGCUGUACCCGUAUUUCCAACCGCUGCACAAAACCAGCGACAAACAGCUGAAGUCAUCGGACAACAUCGGCGACCUGGAUCUGUUGCAGGCGUACGGCCUGGACUUUAACAAGUUUAGCUUAAGUAACGGUGAUUCGCCUACCAAAAAUCCCGCGGUGUGCAACAACGCAUCCGAGGGUAGCACUAGCAAUAUCGAUAACGCAUUUAGCUUAACGCUGAACGCGGCCGCCAUUAAAUCGCAAAACAAUUGGACGAAAUUCGAGUAAGCGAGAUAGCAAUCAAAUUCAUACGUUCACAUAUCACGAAUUGUAAAUAUAACGAUAGCGUUGUAGCGUUCACUUUUCUUUCCGUUACGCAUCGAUUCCCGUGAAAACGUCGAGCAUCCUCGAAGGCCUACAGCGAAUCAAUUAUCGCGCGGAAGGAAGUUCUACGGAGAAACGGCCAACGCGGAGUCGAGGAAUAAGAAACCGUCGCGUCUGAAGCGUUCAGCGAAACGAAACGAUAGCGGUUUUCCUUUGUAGCACAAUUCUAAUACGAACAACGUUCUCGUGCGCGUUUUUACAUAAAAGAAGAAAUUCACCGAUAUCGUAACGUCCAUUCGCGUCCGAUCCGGCGCGGAUCGUAGAGUCAUCGCAUUUUCAAAGAAUACUUUCAUCGGCGCUUUCAAUCGCGAGUACGAGUAUCAGUAUUGCGUGGGAAUGGGAUGAUCGUAUCGAACAAUUGAAUGAAAUACUACGAAUCAUUGGAAAUAUACUAUUUAAUAUUAUUUAAAUAGAUUUCUGAGACAUCUAAUCUAUGUACAUUGAAGUCAUUAAGUAGUAAAAUCGUCAAAUGGAAAUGUAAUAAGAUAAACGAGUAAUACUGACAACGUAAAACCUACAUUAUAAUUUAUAUAAUCCAAUCCAUUAGUUUACAACGACAUCUUUUCUUCUUCUUUCUUCUUGUAACGUCUCUUCUUCUUCUUCUUCUUCUUCUUCUUCUUCUUCUUCUUCUUCUUCUUCUCUGUCGAUCGUUAUUCGGAAUAUCUGAUCGUAAACGCAACAAUAGGGAAAAAUGAUAUCUGUCGAUGUUGAGACAGCUGGUUACGAAAGGUUCGUAAACCUUGGUUUCUAUUACACGAUCGCUUCUUCUGCAUGUGUUACUUUGUCACAGGUAAUCGGAAGAUAGAAUUGUUGAAUCGGAACGAAUUCAGUAAGAUUAUUGAAAUUAUUCAUUCGUCCUUGUUAGAUUUAAAGUAUGUUAAUUUUAACGAUUGUUGCACAUUCAUUGAUUACGCUUUAUAAUAAACA